Molecule: messenger RNA, 4452 nt
Organism: Cyclospora cayetanensis
Lineage: Eukaryota; Apicomplexa; Conoidasida; Eucoccidiorida; Eimeriidae
Exons: 15
Coding region: 1-4452 (1483 amino acids)
Biological process (GO): proteolysis
Molecular function (GO): serine-type peptidase activity; dipeptidyl-peptidase activity
Source: RefSeq, a predicted model, not a curated record
AUGGAUUCCUCUGCCUCCGCCUCCUUUUGGACGUUUGCUGCCUCCUCGGCCUCGGGGGGUAGUCCAUCGUCAUAUGCGUUUGCAGGUGGAGAUCGCGUUGUAGAGGAGCUGCGUGCAGGCAACACUUCUCCUGUCCUGUGGUUUUGCUUUCUCGCUGACUUCGAAACGGGCGCCUCUCGGGUGUAUGGCUUUCCUAUAAGGCUUACCGCUGGUGCUGCGAGGUCCCACGAACGCGCAAGCAUCAGCACUAAGAGCAUCCAGACCAGCGCCUUACGGAUUUCGUUGGACUUGUCUAUCGCUCCGCGGGAGCAGCUUUACCCAUCCCUUGAGGCUCUCCAAGGGUCUCAGAUGGUCCCUGCUGCUGCAACGGGAGAAGCAGCAGCCGCAGCGGCUGCUGCGUUGGCGACAGCAGUUGCAGAAGGCAAGGCUCCGCACCCCUUUUUUGCCGUCGAGGAAGCAACCGACAUGCUAGCCCUUUUAAAUAGCGGCGCCAUGCUGCUCGUACAUCCAGAUGAUCUCGCACUCCCUCCCUCUGCAGGAGCAACGACAAAAACGGCAACACCGGAGAAAUUGGCAGCGCUCCCAAGAAAGGUGGAACUGACCAUUGAGGAAGAGCUCCAAAAGGAGCGCAUGCGCAAAAGGACUGCGGGCAUCGCAAAGUUUGGCUGGGAUGCCCAGGGGCAUCGGCUUCUUCUCUCCAACGCACGAGGCAUUUGGGCAACUGAGGCUCCGAAGGCCAUUCAGACGCUAAUGCGACAGCUGCCUCCGCCAUCGAGUUGCUCAACCGUGGAAACUCCAGGCAAGAUUGACGCCGAAGAAGAACCCCGGCAGCAGGGGCCUGCACACGCUGUCGCUCAGGUGCUCGCACUGAGAAAUCUUGUGCCGCGGCGCAGCUGGUCCCCUGACGCCCCUCCUGACCUAAGCAGCAGCAGCGCUGCAGGAGAGCAGGAUCAGCAGGAGCCUUCAACAGCAACAAAGGCUGCCGCUGAGACGCUUAUCCAUCCCAGCGGACGGUUUGGGGGGGCCCCCAGCGCAGCCUGUCUGAUGGAGAGGGGCUCAAGCGAGGCACCUGUGCUUGACUGUUCGUACAGUCCGUGUGGCAGGUUGGUGGCCUUCGUGCAGAAAGGUGACAUCCAUUUGCUCCUCCCGAAUCCUGAGGAGGCUAACGCUACUACUAAAACGCAUCCAACUACAGAACCAAGGCGGAAAACGCCACACAAGGGAGGACCUCGUUGCAGCACCAGCAGCGGCGGCGGGAAACCGAGAGGAAUUCGCUGCCGCGUGACUGCGUCCCCCCCAGAAUGCGUCAGUGGUCUCGCUGAAUACGUCGCUCAGGAGGAAAUGAGCCGGAUGGAAGGUUACUGGUGGUCUCCCGAUGGCCAAUUUCUAGCAUUUGUGGAGUUCACCGAGGCGCAUAUCUCCCCUGUGCGGCUCCAGCGCGUGCUGCAGCCGCCACAGAAGCCGCAAGAGCAGCAGAUGCUGAAGGAGCAGCUUGAGCAGCAGGAGGAGAGGAUUGCUGCUGUUCUUGAAAACGAGCACCAACAGCCUCGGCAGAAGGAAUUGGGCCUGCAAAAAGAGGGAGAGGUGCAGCAACCGAAGAAGAGGCGCCUUGCCUCCUCCCCUGAGGCUCGCAAGGGCGGACUCCACGGAUCGUCAAAGGUGCCGUCCAGCAACAGCAACGGCCAGAGCAGCAAGGGGUUUCUUGUGACAGAGGAACAUCGGUUUCCGUUUUCUGGGCAGCCGAACGUCAAGGCCAGAAUUGCCAUCUUGCAGGUGCCGGAGGUGCCUUCCCUUGUGACAGCAGCAGAUAGCGCACUGGCAAAUGGAGCUACCAUGGCAGCCGAUGGUGUUGUCACCAUCCCAUGCUGCCCGCGCUGUCGCAGCCGCUGCCGGUGCAGCGGCUCUGUGGGGACUGCAGGCACCUCCCGCCUCGGCGGAAAAGAUAAGCCACCCAUGGCCUCUACCAACAGCAGCAGCUACAGCAAAGUGUGCAGCGGCGUGCGGUACGUGGACCUCCCCGUGUCUGACUGGAACAACGACUUUUACGUUGCGAGGGCGCAGUGGCUACGGCUGCGCACAUGGCAGCAGCUAGAGGCUCUUAAGCUGCUAUCCCACGAGGAAGCAAAUUUACUGCAGAAGCAACAGCAGUCGCAGCAGCGGCCGGUGCCGAGACAGCGAAAUAAAAAGCAGGAACAUUGCCAGAGGCAGCAGCACAAGCAAGAAGAGCGCCCCCCACCAGUGCUUGUGUUGCAGCUGCAAGACAGGCUGCAGCAUGAAGUUCGGAUUUGUGUAGCCUUGCCUGUCCCGGCCCCUCUCGUGAAGAGCAGCACCAGCAAACAGCAGCCGCAGGAGCUGAGGUGUGUGUGCUGCUUCAAAGAGCAGCGCAACACCUGGGUCGAUCUUCACAAGGAUUUCUUCCAGCUGGAGACCUCCCUUUUCUACACAUGGACAUCCGACAGGCAUCAGUACAACCAACUCUACCUUCAGCACUUGACGCGGCCUGAUGUUUCUUUCCGGAUACUUCCCGAGGGGAAUGGCUUGAGGGUUGCAUCUCUCUUGGUUCCCCCCCAAAACUACGCCCCCUUCUUUGAAGCCUCCCGGAGAGCUGCAGCGGCUACCGCCGCUGCUGCGGAAGGGACUGCAGGAGCACUGGUGCCGUCGGAAGUGCCGUCUGCAGACGAAGAUGACAUUUACUUUUUUCUGCGAGUAAUUCCCCAGAUACCGGAGGAAGUCCAGAGCAACAGCACAAGCAAGCACAACAAAAGUAGCUCGCUGGCAGGAGACCUGGCUCCUCUCUCUAGUCACAUCGUCUGCGCGCGGUUGAAGAGACAGACGCUUAAAUCAAUCAGCGAAGAUCUCGCACGAUCAGGGCUUGCAGCGAACGAGCACCCCAAGGUAGUGGACCUGAAUUGCCCCUUUAUUUUUCUUUCCAACCCCGAAGUGAACGGCCAGCACGCGGCGCACUUCUGUGAAGGCCUCCCUCUGUGGAUUCAUACGCAUCACUCUAUCAACAACCCUAGGCAACUCUGGGUGCGGUACAUGCCCAACAUACGGGAGCUGUUUGAUGCUGACGCUCGCGAAGAGCGCCUGUACUCCGGAUGCCCCGACACCAAAAGGGAAGAAGGCACGACUUAUGAAGACGAAAAGCUUUGCUACACUCUUGAGGCUGCAGCAGAAUACACGCAUCAAGUACUCCAGAGGCAACACAAUGAAAAGCCGCGGCCAAUGGAAAUCCCCAUGAUCAUUCGCGCUGGCUUGCGCAACUUCUCAUACCUCUACCCCCAAGCAGCAGGUUGUGGUCAGGUGCUCUUUGAAAGCCAGCACCAACAGACCCUGUUCUUGCGGGUCCUGAGUUCGCUGAGAACUCCACAGUUUUUCGCGCUACAGCAGAAUAAGCACAAAAUCCUGGGCGCCUAUUAUCUUCCUGAUCCGACUACACACGGACCGCCGCCAUACCGCGGGGUCGUCGCGUGCUACGGUGGGCCUUCGGUACAAUUCGUCUCCAACAGUUGGGAGCUGCGCACAGACCCAAGAGCCAAUGCCCUUGCCAGACUCGGUUUGUUAGUGAUCAAGACAGAUAACAGAGGCAGCCAUAGCCGUACUUCUUCAUUUGAGAAGAGCAUCUGCCUCCUUUUAGGUCAUCGCGAGGCUGAGGAUCAGGCAGCCGCAUGCAAACACCUCAGUAACGAGGGGCUUCUCAUGCUUAACAAAAGCAGCGAGAACAGCAGUAUAGAGGGCGACAGGGAGCUAACUAAGGGUGUGGGGAUUUAUGGUGUGAGCUACGGCGGCUUUUUGAGCUGCAUGGCGCACUUCCUGCACCCUGAGAUUUUCUCCGCCGCAUUCAUUGUCGCCCCAGUCACCUUCUGGGAGGGAUACUCGACACACUACUCAGAGAGGUACCUCUCGCUGCCCUCUCUAAACCCUUCCGGGUACUGCCUCUCUUCAGUCCUUCCAUUCGUUCCUACUCAGCGGCAACCUGGAGGGCGAAUCCUGCUGAUGCACGGGGCAGCAGAUGAAAAUGUUCUUCUGCAACACUCCUUAGUCUUGGUGGAUGCUCUCAUUAAGCAACAGGUUCCAUUUGAAUUCGUGUGCCUGCCUUCCUCUCGACAUGGUCCAUCAUCGCCCCCGGACGUUGCACACCUCCGCACCCGCCUGCUCACGUUCUUCGCGGAGGCGCUGCUCCCCAAAGAAAAGCGGCCUGGGCCUCCGAACGUACAAAGUGUGCAAACUGGCAGAGAUUAUACCACUCCUCCAGCUAUACAUAUCGCUGCCGUGUUCGAGUGCAAUACACAAGGCGCACCUGUGUGCUCAGGCGGCCUUACUCCUGACAAUAGCUGCACAGGCAGGAUUAAGAAUAAUCCAACCUUUGCCGGAACGGGUUCGGCAUGGGCUGCAGCUUUGUUGAGGGCUUCCUCUUUGCUCACAGUUGAAGGCACAAGGCAACGACGGUAA